AUGAGAGGAGGACCCGUGACGCCACCCCCCGAACGGAAAGUGGAGGAGAAGAGGAGUCCGGAGCCACAGCGGCGAGUGACGAUCAGCGAUCAAGUGAAAGAGAUCCCUCAGGAGGAAACCCGAGUGGACCCUCCAGACCCGCGAGAAGGAGGUCUGAAGAAAAGCAGGAGGAUGGAAAGGAAGAAGAGGACACCCGGAGACUCGGAAAGGAGACGGAAGAAAGGGGGCGAUACGGAGCCCAACGCCGAAGAGGAGGCCUAUGAGCAGGAGUCCCUCGAGACGGUCGAAGUAGAAGCCUCGAGUCAGGAGAUGGUUGAAACGCUUAAGGGUUGGCUGCGGUCAGAGGAAUGUGGAGGCUUAAGUGUGGCACAGAAUGGGGCCUUGGUUGCCUUAGCCAUCCACCGCAGUGGGACCCCCUUGGGCAAAUACCUUGAGCGUCUGGUGGAACCAGGGUCAGACGUCGGCAAAAGGGAGCUUCGCCAGAGGGGCGUACUACCCCUGCCGCUGUUGCCAGACACAGUCAAGGAGCUCAAAGGCCUUUUCGAGUCAGGGGAGUUCCGAAGGUUGGCAGGAUCAUGGGCAGCCAAGAAGCAGAACAAGGAAAAGGCGGGGAAGGAGAUGCGCCGUAUUGGCCUAUUGUUGUGGCAUGGCCUGGCAGUUUGCUUGGUGAAUUUCCUUUGGUGUGGAGGUGGAAGAAAAGGACCCGUGCACCAAGGGACCGUGACCAAGGCUCAACAGAUGGCGUUGGAUAGGCUGUGGUCAACGGUUAAAAAUUUUGUGGAUGACACCUCGGAGACAAAGGAAAAGAUUCCCCGGUCCCCUGACAUGGGGGAAUGGGGGAAAAAGCUAGGGGAUGUCCGUAUCUCCUAUCAAGGCGAAGUUGUGGAGAAGGCGCAGAGGCUGACACUGGACCAGAUCAUGCCUGGGCUCCCCCCGCCGGGGUACGGAGCUAGUGUACCUCUGGUUGAGUUGUGCGAUGGAGAACUGCGGGAGAAGUUGGAGAACCCCCUUGGGAACAUAUUGCCGGAGGAGGAGAUGCCAGAUGACUUGCCGCGGCCAAAAGUUCAUGCCAGCGCUGAACAAUGGGAAAUGAUUGUGAAGGGACAAUUUUUGGUGAAUGGCUCAUUUGGAGUGGUCAAGCCCGGCAAGUACUUGGAUGAUGAGCGACCAGUUUUGAGACUGAUCAUGGACUUCAGGGGCACCAAUGCCGCGACCAAGAUCCUGACUGGGGAUGUCAAGACGCUGAGCGGCGCUCCCUCCUUGCAACAUGUGGUCUUGCCACAAGGGAGGGUGCUGCGCAUUUCAGCAGAUGAUUUGGUGUCAGCAUUCUACCUAUUUGCCUUGCCAGAGGAAUGGAGUCGGAUGAUGUGUUUUUCGGCACCGGUCGACUGGCGAGUGCUGGGCUUUGACAAACCUGGAAAGGUUCAUGUUGGGGCCACUGUCCUACCGAUGGGCUGGGCAUCAGCGGUAGGUGUGCUCCAACACGCACAUCGCCGACUCGCAUUGAGAAAUCCUCUGAGAGGGGGAGCCGGAUUGCUGGGCAGCUGCGAGAUUCGUCGGGACAGCCAAUUCCCUGACUUGGAAGUGGAGGAGAAGCUAUGGAGCCUAUAUCUCGAUGACACAAGCUUGAUGGAAGUGAUGGAAAAGCGAGUUGCUGAUGAUCUUGAGGGGAAGGCCUCAGAGGAGCAGGAAAGGCUUAGACGGGCGUGCCAGCAUUGGGGGAUCCCUGUCUGCCCGGACAAGUCGUUGGUGCGUGUGGAGAAAGGGGAAAAGCUGGGAGCUGUGCUGGACGGCGAAAAGGGGCUGUUGAAAGGGGCCACACGGAGGGCUCUGGAGAGCAUCUCUUUGGGUAUGUGGAUCCUGCGUCCGGAGAAGGCCCCUCGGAAGAGCCUCCAAGUUUUCCUGGGAAAGGAGGUCCACACGAUGCAGUUUCGCAGGCCGCUGUUCGGAAUCUUUGACUACUUGUGGAAGGAGAUCAGCGAUGGUGAGGUGAUGAUUGACCUGUCCGUCAAGGCUGUUGAAGAAAUUCUGAUGGCAGCCAUGAGCCAGCCGCUCCGAGUCACGGACUUGAGGUCCAGGAUUCAUGAUGUGGUGACAGGAUUGCGUGAAGUCUAUUGCAUUGAAGAAGGGGUUGAUGAGUGCCCGGAUGAGACGAGCUGUCUGGAUGAGCCGCAGGUGAUUCUUGUGUUCGAUUUCUUUGCCGGUCUAGGUGGCUUGUCACGGGCGUUGGAAUUGGCCGAGGUGAAAGUUGAUCGCCUAGUGGUGGUAGAAAAGGACCCAGCUUGCAGAAGGUUGAACUCAGUGCGGUGGCCAGGAUGUGAUAUCUGGUUGGAUAUCGAAAAGGUGACCAAGAAGGAGGUUGAAAGAAUGGUGAGGAGUGUCCCGGGACUGACGGGGGUGAUAGCUGGAGGUGGAUCUCCUUGCCAAGGAUUGUCACGUUUAUCAGCAAACAGAGAACACCUUGCUGAUCCCCGGUCCCAGCUGUUUUACAAGUAUACUGAAGUCUUGGGCUGGAUCGAGGAAAUGGCGGAGGAGAUGCGAGUUUGGUGCCUUCUGAUGUUAGAGAAUGUGGUUGGUGACAAUGAGGACAUUGAGGAGAUGACAGGCACCCUGGGCUCAAAGCCGCUCCUCGUCUGCUCGAGUGGGCUAUCGCGGGUGAGAAGGCCGCGACUGUAUUGGUCAAAUGUGGCGCUGGAGGAUCAUGGGAGCUUCACUCGAGAGCACUUUGGCCUGUAUGAUGCAGUGGUCUUUGAGGAGCACGCGGAGCCCAUUGGUAAGGUGGCCGAUGAGGGAUGGAAGUGGACUGCAGGUGAAGAGGAUGACGAGCUCAGGCUGCCCACUUUCACAAGGGCGAUCCCAAGGAGGAAACCCCCAGUAGAGCCGGCGGGCUUGAAAAGUUGUGAUGAGGCCACGGUCAGGCUCUGGCAGGGGGACAGGAUGAAGUUUCCUCCCUACACCUACCUGCCCCAAUACCUUUUUGAAAAGCAGGAUGGGUCAGGAAGCAAGCGCGUGGCUAGCGUGGGAGAACGAGAAAGGUUGAUGGGAUUUCCCACGGGCUACACCCUGGCGCUUCACAAAAAGGAGCCCCAAAGUGAGCAGGAGAAAAUUGACCAGACGGUGGAGCGAGAGGCCGCGCUGGGCAAUAGCUUUCACACCGUGACAGUGGCCUGCCUGCUGGAUCUUUGGCUCUGGUCCAUGCAGGUUCGCACAGACCCAAUGGGGGCAAAGGCCAUAGUGGAGAAAUGGCAUGAGGCGAUGGACAAGCAACAUUUUGAUGACUUUGGGCUGAUAGAUGUUGAAGGGGUGAAGGCCUCAGAGGAGUUCAAGGAGCUGGUGGAGGAAGAAAAGGUGAUGUGCCUGGAGAAGAACAGCCAGAGGGCCGAAUGGCUCAGGCUGUGCAGCCAUCCGGGAAAGGAUGGAAACCCAAGCCUUUUGGGGGUCCGGCUGGUCCAUCAGUACUUGAGGCGAGCCGAGUUCCGAGGCUCAGAUGUCCGGUUGGACCUGAAUGUGGCCUAUCGACCUGAUGCUAUGGUCCGGACCACCAUUGAUCCCCGAAGGUGGGUCUGGAAAGUAGCGCAAGCCUGGAAAUGGCAGCGGAAAGAGCACAUCAACCUUUUGGAGCUUCGGUGCAUUCUACGGACACUGGAGUGGAGAGCUCGGAGCUCAACCUUUCACUCCUGCAGGUUCCUUCACCUGUCGGACUCGCAGAUUUGCUUGUCCGUGCUAGCCAAAGGACGGUCAUCAUCACGAAAGAUCAACCGGAUCCUCAGACGCAUCUCAGGAAAUAUGCCGAAGCCGAUUAAAUAUAUGGACAGCAAGGCAGAGCGCAAACGGGAGCGUCAGAGAAUUGGCCGGUUGAGUGAUCAAAGGGUGACAAAAGGAACAAAAGAGCGGUAUCAGCACUCUUUGAAAGAAGUGGCUGAGUUUGCCGGUGUUUCAACAGACAGGCUUCUUUCAAUGCCUGGUCUGGAUGGUAUCUUGUCCGACUACAUUGAGACGUUGUGGGAAGACGGAGAUACAAAGUCUGUGGCCAGCUAUGCAUUGGCUGCCUUACAGUUUCACCAGCCUACUUUGAAGGGCCAGCUGCGACAGAGCUGGCGGCUCCUUUCUUUAUGGAAUAAACUGGAGCAGCCUCGCAGAGCGACGCCCCUGGAUCCUAAGCUUCUCCUAGGCUUUGCCGGAGUUUUCCUCCGUUGGCAAUGGGAUGAUUUGGCCCACUUAGUCGUCGUGGGUUUUUGUGGCCUGCUUAGAACGGGGGAGAUGUUCCAGCUACGUCGCCAGGAUGUGGUGCUGCCGAGGUAUGGCCAUCAGUCGGCAAUUCUGUUUUUGCAUGACACCAAAACAGCACAACGAAACCUCCUGACACAGGAGAAGGUUCUCAUCACUGAAGAGAUGGGAAUCUAUAGCCUCAGAUAUUUGUGUAAAGGGAAAGAGCCUGGUGAUCUCUUAGUUGAGACCACAGCCCCUCGGUUUCGCACCUUGUGGAAGGAGGUGGUUCAGGCGCUUAAGUUGGAAGGGCUCAAUUAUUUGCCCUACUCUUUGAGGAGAGGCGCUGCAACAAGCGCUUACCGUGAAGGCAUGGGCUUUGAUCAGCUUCUUGCCAAAGGCAGGUGGCAACAUAUUGCUACAGCGCGCCUCUACCUCGACCAGUCUUUGCAGGAACUCGCUGCCCUCACCAUUCCCAUGGCUGCUGAACCUUUAAUUCGCGCAGCCCGAACUUUCUUUCUGGCUGCCAAGUCAGGGACGCGUGGAGGGGGUGGCUGA
Molecule: messenger RNA, 4764 nt
Organism: Cladocopium goreaui
Lineage: Eukaryota; Dinophyceae; Suessiales; Symbiodiniaceae
Source: the annotation of a GenBank genome assembly